Messenger RNA from Colletotrichum fioriniae, 2820 nucleotides. RefSeq lists its product as uncharacterized. NCBI's taxonomy places the organism in Eukaryota, Fungi, Ascomycota, Sordariomycetes, Glomerellales, Glomerellaceae. The record is from RefSeq and is a predicted model, not a curated record.
AUGUCCGGGAAACAUCCUCCUGACCGCGAGACCGCGAACACGUCAUCUCAUACCCACCUACAUGCCGAGAUGAGUUGGCGUGACACACCCGAACUGCCCCGGGCUAAGGAGAUUAUGAAAGAAUCCUGCACCCUCCCAAAGAACUACGGCCUCAACGCUGUCUACCCAACGAAAAGCGCGUAUCUCCGGGCCCAGUACGACCUCUUACGCUUCGAGGGCACUGAACCCCUCCGUAGAGCCGUUCAAGAAUACAAGUCUGCUCCCGAGAUGACAGAGAGUACCGAGACGUGCAUAUAUACCGAUGUCUUUGUCCGCGGAGUCAACAUCAUACGCCUCGGGGUCAUGGUCCGCAUCACCUUCUCUGCGGUCCGCGCACGGCAACUCAUCAACUGGCCCGCAUCUCAGCGUGUGGUUCCAGGCACAAUAGUUGCCCUGUCUCCCGCUUCGGACCACUUCGGAACACAGUGUAUCGUGGCAGUGGUGACGGGUCGUUACGAUGAAUUCGCCGGCAAUUCGACGGCGCCUCCUCCUUUGGAUCUUGAAUUUACCGAUCCCAGUAUCACUGCCGGCUUCAUGGAGCCGGAUCAAGAGUACGUCAUGGUCGAAGCUCGCUCAAACUACUUUGAAGCCGUUCGACAUGUUUUGGAGGGUCUCAAGCAGACGGCAGAAGACGAUUCGCCAUUUGACAAGUACUUCAUCGGCCAGCUGAAUACGGUCGGCAUGCCUAGUUCUCUGCCACCAUCGUCCACCACAUUGGACAUCUCAGCACUCCACGACGGUCUUCAACGCCCAGUGCCCAUACACAUCCCCAUCCAGGGCGACAUACCCAAUCACAUCCAGUCGAAGACAAGACUAGAUCAAUCCCAGCUACAAGCCCUCCAACGCAUGAUAACGAAGGAGCUCGCCAUAGUUCAAGGCCCCCCCGGAACAGGCAAGACGCACACGUCCAUGGCCGCGCUCAAGGUCCUGCUCAGCACACAACGUCCCAACGUGCCCAUCAUUGUCACCGCCCAAAAAAACGACACGGUCGACGAGCUCCUCGUCAGAUGCCACCAGCUCGGCGUGGACUUUGUACGCCUCGGCGGCCAGGCUAAGGACCAGGUCAUUGUCAGUCGGACGCUCUUCAACCUCCGCAUGCGAUCCCGCGGCAAGGCUUGGAGCAAGAGCGCGCUCGAGAAACGCCUCGUCUCCCUCAGGUCGCAGGCGAAGCUUCUCCUCCAGCGCUGUUUCCCUCCCGCUCAUCAGCAUCUGAUUCUACCAGAGCACUUCCACGAGGUAGGUUUGAUCAGCGCGGAGCAGCAUGCCUCCGUCGUGAAGUGCUGGGACGGCGACGUCAGAUCCAUCGCCGGAGAGGAAUUCCAACACCCGCUCCGAUCGUGGCUCGGUGACCAGUUGCUCGCCAAGAUACCUCAUAGGAGCGUUCACGUUCCUCUCAGCGACGGCAUCGACGAUGAUGAAGCAGCGUCAGGGCCCGGGAUCAGCGAGAAGGGUUCAGCCGACAACAAGAAAGAGCAGUUGUCGGGCAAGCCCAUUUUUGUUGCGCGCCGGAAUAGCAUCAAAUGCUCGAAAGGCGUUGCUCUCAACCACAAGCUGGCGCAAGAGCUGCUCGCGAAAAAUGGAAACAUCUGGUCGAUUGCGCCCAAGUAUCGCGGCAUGGUAUACCACUACCUCGAACGUCGAUACAUCACAUCAACCAAGCUAGCCCUCUCCUCAAUCUUCAAACAGCUCGACAACGUCGUCAAGAAGCUCAAGGUGGCCCGCUGGCAAGAAGACAUCACCGCAGUCCGCGAGUCAAAGGCCUGCAUCAUAGGCUGCACGACAACAGGCCUCACAAAGUACCGCAGGCUCAUCGCCGCACUCCGGCCGCGCGUCAUGAUGGUCGAAGAAGCCGCCGAGACCCGCGAAGCAAACAUCGCCGCCGCGCUAUUCCCCUCCCUGGAGCAAAUCAUCCUCGUGCAGAGACGUAUGGCGCCCGACAUUCGCAAGCUGCUGAGCGCCUGGUAUCCUCUCCUGGUAGACCACCCUUCGACAUUGGACCGGGAAGCGGUCCCGGGCAUGGGCUUGAAGAGCGUGCUAUGGUUCAACCAUCAACGGCCCGAGUCAUCUGACUGGUACUGCAGCAAAGUCAAUACUUUCGAGGCCGACAUGAUUGUCGGGCUAUACAACCACCUGGCGUCCAACGGCACAAGCCCGUCAGAAAUCACCAUCCUGACCUUCUACAGCGGACAAAAGGCCUGCAUCGAAAGCAGCUUCCGCCAAACUACCGGCGCCGGCCGCCUCGUGCCUGAGGUCCAGACAGUGGACGGGUACCAGGGCAGGGAGAACCGCGUCAUCCUCAUCUCCAUCACCCGAAGCCCGGAAGACCGUACAAAGCCGGACUCGGGCUUCCUCAACGACCUGAGACGCGCCAUCGUCGCCCUCAGCCGUCCUCGACACUUGCUGGUCAUCCUCGGCGACAUGCAGAAUCUGCUGGCAUCGUCAGCUCGGCCCAUCUGGAGCGAGGUCCUGGACAGGAUGGAGGCUCCGCCCGCGGACUACAUACCCGUCUUUUGCAAAGCGCACGAGAGUGAGAUUCGCGUGCGGCAGCCUGGUGACUGGGCAAGACUUGUGGGCAAAGGAGGCUGCAGUAUGCGCUGCGGGCGACCAACAGGUGCACAAGGAGCAACAUGCGGCCAAAAGUGCCACGGAGGCUCUUGCGAGCUCGCGGUCAGUGCCACGCUCACCGAUGGCAACGCGCGGACUAUUUCUGAGCUUUCCAUCGCAACGAGCAUCUCGAGUCCAUUGGCGCAGGAAGAUCUCAUAGACCUGAGUGACAUUUAA